This is a messenger RNA of Marmota monax (woodchuck), 2670 nucleotides long. Its product is annotated as E3 ubiquitin-protein ligase TRIM58. The transcript has 6 exons. Lineage: Eukaryota; Metazoa; Chordata; Mammalia; Rodentia; Sciuridae. Gene Ontology annotation, molecular function: zinc ion binding; protein binding. The record is from RefSeq and is a predicted model, not a curated record. Bases 75 to 1553 code for a protein of 492 amino acids.
UGGUGCCAGGCGACAGAGGAGAUAACCGGCGCCGCGGGGCAGCGGCAGCCACGCGGCCAGGCGAGGCCAGCACCAUGGCCUCCGGGGCGCCCGGGGAGCGGCUCCGGGAGGAGGCCCGGUGCUCCGUGUGCCUGGAUUUCCUGCAGGACCCCAUCAGCGUGGACUGCGGCCACAGCUUCUGCCUCCGGUGCAUCUCGGAGUUCUGCGAGAAGUCGGAGAGCGCGCAGGGCGACGUGUACGCUUGUCCUCAGUGCCGCGGCCCCUUCAGGCCCGAGAACUUUCGGCCCAACCGGCAGCUGGCCAGCCUGGUGGACAGCGUGCGGCAGCUCGGGCUGGGCGCGGAGCCCGCGGGGGCGCGCCAGUGCGCGCGGCACGGCGAGGACCUGAGCCGCUUCUGCGAGGAGGACCAGGCACUCCUGUGCUGGCUCUGCGACACCACGCCCGAGCACCAGGGCCACCGCACGGUGCCGCUGCGGGAGGCCUCCAGGAGCUACCAGGUGAAGCUGCAGAUGGCGCUGGAGCUGGUGAAGAAGGAGAUGGAGGAGGCCCUGAUGCAGGAAGCCAACGUGGGGAGGAAGACUGUGCUGUGGAAGGAGAAGGUGGAGAUGCAGCGGCAGCGCUUCAGGUUGGAGUUUGAGAAGCACCGCGGCUUUCUGGCUCUUGAAGAGCAGCUGCAGCUGCGGAGGCUGGAGGAGGAGGAGAGAGCCACCCUGCAGAGACUGCGGGACAGUAAGGACCAGCUGGCCCAGCACAGCAAGGCCCUCAAGGAGCUGGCAGAGGAGCUGGAGGAGAGGUGCCAGCGCCCAGCCCUGGGGCUGCUGGAGGGUGUGCAAGGAGCCCUGAGCCGGUUCUCUGCUCUUCUCAGAAGUAAGGCUGUGAUGCCGCUGGAACCAGAGACCAUCCCCAUGGAGCUGAAGACCCCAUGUCGCAUCCCUGGCAUGCGGGAAAUGUUGAGGAGAUUCCAAGUGGACGUGAAGCUGGACCCUUCCACGGCGCACCCCAGCCUCCUGCUGACAGCCGACCUGCGCAGCGUGCAGGACGGGGAGCUGUGGAGGGACGUGCCCCGCAACCCCGAGCGAUUCGACACCUGGCCCUGCAUCCUGGGCUUGCAGAGCUUCUCAUCAGGGAGACACUACUGGGAGGUGGUGGUGGGAGUGCGGGCCGAGUGGGGCCUGGGCGUCUGCCAGGACUCGGUGCAGAGGAAGGGGGAAGCCACGCCGUCCCCGGAGAACGGCGUCUGGGCCCUGUGGCUGCUGCGCGGCUGCGAGUACAUGGUGCUGACCUCCCCGUCCGCGCCCCUGCUGCAGCUAGAGCGGCCGCGCCGCAUCGGGGUCUUCCUGGACUACGAGGCGGGCGAGGUGUCCUUCUACAACGUCACGGACGGGUCCUACAUCUACAGCUUCAGCCAGGUGUCAUCGGGUGUCCUCCGGCCCUACUUCUUCGUCUGCGACGAGGCGCCGCUGAUCUUGCCACCGAUGGCAGAAGAGGAGGCAGAGAACUGGGCAUCCGGGGGCCACCCUGACCCUCCUCUCGUGGACGACCUUCAGUCCUGAAGUGCUGUGCUCAGGGUCCUCCCGCAACCUAUCCAAGGGCCCUGGAGAGCGGCGGAGGAGGGACAUACAGCUUCACCAAGUGCCCAGCUCAGGGCAGCCUCUUGCUCGGGCCUGAGGAGGUUCCUUGAAAUCCAAGCAGACAGGAGAUGCUGUGUAUGCGGGAACAUUGGACCUGGAGGGUCUCCUCAAACUAUUCCCGGAUGGCCCCCCACUUACUCGAUGGCUUUUCUUUCAAAUUAAUAGUCUCGUAUUAAAGAGUUCUGUAUGUUCGUUAUAAUUUCCAUUCUUUUCAGUGUCUUCUCUCCCAACGCUGAAUCUCCGGGCUGAGAGAUGGAAACCCUGCAGGGGGCCCGAGCAGGCUGAGGCUCCCUCCCGAGCCCUCCCUCACCUUCCUGGCUGGCUCCUCCUCUGUCUCAUUCCUUGCCCCCCCCCCCCUUUUUUUUCCUGGAUACCUCUGGUUGUUUAAAGUUUCGUUUCCUUUUACAUCAACAUAUUCAAAAUCAUCCUUCACAAGUGUGUCUUUAUUCUGGGAACAGUUUUUGAGGGUCGUGAAAUUCAUUGCUCCGACCAUAACAUGGAUUUCGAUCUUCUCUCUUUAUCUCUGCAAAUGUUUGUAAAAGUAGGAAUGCCCUAGAUAUUUGAUCCAACUGGUUUUCUUCAGAGUCAGGAGGGACUAAGGAAGGUUUGCAUCAGCUUGCCAAAGGGCUGCGCCCAUUCAUGGGGCCCAGAGGACAGCUGCAGCCUCCUGCCUGCUCUGGGGACUGGCCCCAGGACCACAGCAGGGGUCCUUCCCUCGGGGGUCUCCUGUGCCUGGAACAAUUUACUGGCCCUCACAGUAUUAGGGUAGGUAUUUAAGGUCAUGAUUGAUGUGACUAGUUUAAGUUAACUGUGUUAUUUAAAUAAAAUGGUGACGUUGAAAAUGAAAUGAUAAAAAUAACUUACUUUUGAAUUAUAUUCUGUACCUUUCCAACAAAAUCCUUUAAAAGUCAUUGAAGACCCCCUAUUCUGCCACCUUUGUCUUCAUUUUUAUCUAAUAUGUAAUUGCUAAACAAAUAUUGUAAUAUUCUAAUGCUAAAUGCUUAAAUAAUGAACAAAUAUAAAUUAUGAGCAAAUUUAA